This is a messenger RNA of Malania oleifera, 1175 nucleotides long. RefSeq names its product short-chain dehydrogenase ptmH. The transcript has 3 exons. Bases 131 to 970 code for a protein of 279 amino acids. Gene Ontology annotation, cellular component: endoplasmic reticulum. NCBI's taxonomy places the organism in Eukaryota, Viridiplantae, Streptophyta, Magnoliopsida, Santalales, Ximeniaceae. Gene Ontology annotation, molecular function: oxidoreductase activity. The record is from RefSeq and is a predicted model, not a curated record.
CCCUGUGGGGCGGCGCAUUCUUUUUCUUACGUACUUACUGUAGCAAGAGCAGAGACGAGUCUGCUGCUGUCUCUAUUGGCAUUCUUUAUUUUUGUCUAGUUCGCUUCGGGAACGUCACCGCUCUUUGCAAAUGGAGGACUCCUGCUACGACAGGGAGGUGGUGCUGAUCACCGGCUGCUCCGGCGGCGGCAUAGGCAACGCCCUGGCCCGCGCAUUCGCUUCCCACAACUGCGUCGUCGUCGCCACCGCCAGAUCUCUGGCAUCCAUGGCCGACCUCCAUGACGACCCCUGCUUCUUUCUCCAAGAAUUGGACGUUCUCUCCGACGAAAGCGUCCACCAUGUCUUCUCCACCGUUCUUGAGAAGUUCGGUCGCUUAGACACUCUGGUUAACAACGCCGGAGUCCAGUGUAUUGGCCCUCUCGCUGAGAUCCCCCUUUCAAACCUCCAACACGCAUUCAACACCAAUGUUUUCGGUUCCAUGAGAUUGGUUCAAGCCGUGGUACCUCACAUGGUAUCUAGGAGAAAGGGAAGGAUAGUAAAUGUUGGAAGUGUUAUUGCUUUGGGACCUGGACCGUGGGCUGGUGGUUAUUCUGCAUCCAAAGCUGCUCUUCAUUCUUUAAGUGAUACCUUGAGGUUGGAACUCAAGAAUUUUGGGAUCGAUGUCAUUACUGUUGUCCCAGGAGCUAUUAGGUCAAACAUAGGAAACUCAGCCUUGGCCAGCUACAACCAGAUGCCCGAGUGGAAGCUGUAUAAGCCAUUUGAAGCUGCAAUUCGAGCUAGAGCAACCUUCUCACAAGGUCCCAACUCAACCCCUACCGAAGAAUUUGCGAAGAAGACUGUAGCUACCAUAUUGAGGAAGAAGCCACCAGCAUGGUUUUCGUACGGCCGUACUUCCACCAUAAUGGCAAUCAUGUAUUAUCUACCACUCUUCCUCAAGGACUUCAUUUUGAGGACUGUUAUGAAAUGCUGAAAGUCUUAUCGGCCAAAGUUGAUCUCGCCUGUAUUUUGUUACACUCCUGUGUAUUUUGCUCAUCAUACCAUGCCCAUAUAUUGUCUAGAUGAACUGUGGCUCAACUUAAAUAUAGUGUAUUUCAGAAAUAAACCAACAUGCAAUGUUAAUUGCCUUGAUCUUGUAGGAUUCCACAUUGAAUGGGAUGCUAAAUCUUUAGUUCGAA